Messenger RNA from Cydia fagiglandana, 2993 nucleotides. RefSeq names its product PDZ domain-containing protein GIPC3 (gene kermit). Gene Ontology annotation, molecular function: protein binding. NCBI's taxonomy places the organism in Eukaryota, Metazoa, Arthropoda, Insecta, Lepidoptera, Tortricidae. The coding region runs from base 231 to 1190 and encodes 319 amino acids. The transcript has 4 exons. The record is from RefSeq and is a predicted model, not a curated record.
AAUCAUCCAAUCCAAUGCGCUUUCCCCCCAACUACGGAACGCUCCACAAUCUUAUCCAAUAAUUAUCGCCAUUGGGCGAUACCUUAUCUCGUGCAAUGACGCGAUAUUUUAAAGUUCUAGCGAGAUAAGAGACUAGUGAUUAAAAGUCAGGUGUAGAAUGUGUGUCUGACCGCUAUCGUUUCAAAGAAACUUUAACAACCGUUACUUAGUGCUUGAUUACAAAUAUUACGAUGUCGUUGUUCAAGAAGAAAGCGCCAAAAUACACGGCGCCCCCGGUGCCGCCCGUGCCGGCAGAAGAAGUGUCUCCUGCUAAUGGAGUGGACAAUAACAAUGGUGCUCAGAAGUCGCAGCUGGUCUUCCACUGCCAGCAAGCUCACGGCAGCCCCCUUGGACUUAUUUCUGGGUUUUCUAAUGUCAAAGAAUUAUACCAGAAAAUUGCGGAAUGCUACGACUUUCCACCAGAAGAUAUCCUGUUCUGCACAUUGAACACGCAUAAAGUAGACAUGAAGAAGCUCCUAGGGGGACAAAUUGGAUUAGAAGAUUUUAUAUUUGCGCAUAGAAAAGGUCGUCCCAAAGAAAUUGAAAUUGUCAAGACAGAGGAUGCUCUCGGCCUCACCAUUACGGACAACGGAGCCGGAUACGCGUUUAUCAAGAGAAUGAAAGAAGGUUCUAUAGUUUCGAGAAUACCGCAUAUAGAGGUCGGUGACCACAUUGAAAAACUAGACGGUUUAAAUAUGGUGGGCAAAAGACAUUACGAAGUAGCGAAAACAUUAAAAGAUAUCCCUAAAGGCACGACAUUUACUAUACGACUUGUGGAGCCGUUAAAGAGUGGUUUUAACAGCAUUGGACCAAAGACGAGUAGUGCCAGGGCAGGAAAGAAACAAAAUUAUGGCUCAGGGAAGGAAACACUUAGAUUUAAGGCAAAUGGUCAGGCCACUAUUGAAAAUGAGCAUGACGAGAAAUCGAAAGCGGGCAUAGAGAAAAUAAACUCUCUGUUGGAAUCGUUCAUGGGCAUCAACGACACCGAGCUGGCUACGCAAAUGUGGGACUUGUCUGGGGGCAAAACAAACUCCAUGCAGUUAGCUGAAGCCAUAGAUAACAGCGACUUGCAAGAAUUCGGGUUUACGGAUGAAUUCAUUAUUGAACUUUGGGGGGCCAUCACAGAUGCUAGAUCUGGCAGGCUCAGUUAGAAAUACUAGUGGUUAAGUGAUAGACAAAGACAUAAUUUAUUCCGAACUUGGCUUGAGCACUAACGUGUUAAGUAUUUAAAUUGCCUAGCGCAGCGCAUUCUCAAGUUCAAAUAUGGGAAAUGAAAAACUAUGCAGUUAAACAUGUUGACUUAAACAAAGAAAUUGUUAAUGUUGAAUAGUAAUGUGUGGUACUUCGUACUUAACCAAGAGAAUCGUAAGAUUAAAUUAAAUGAAUAAUAGGUAAUUGAUUGUUAUUGUAUUGCCUAGAUAAGUACGAAGUGCGUGGUGGGCUAACUAAGCGAUGGUAGCGAUUGACAAAAAAAGUGACCAUAUUAGAGAACUGAAAGUAUAUACUGUACACGUGUACACCGUCAAAAUAGGUAGGUACAUCAGCUAAUUUGACCAACAGCCGCCAGGCGGACACUAUCAUCACAUACACAGUCAAUACUUUAUCGUCAAGUGGGGCUAUUUGAAACAAAAAAUCCAACGAGUUUAAUCUUAAUUACAGUUUUUACACUUUUUACACAGUAGGUACAGUCAGCAAAACCAUUAGUUAAGCACCCCUGCAUAGAUAUUAUAAUAGUUUUGCCAGUAGUGCUGGAGCCACGUCUUUUUAGGUAGGUACUGUAAUAAAAUGAAAGCAUUUUUUUUACAUAUAUGAUGGUUUAAAGUACAUGUGCGGUCUUUAAGUUCAUAGUUAUCAAAAUCCCAAAGCACGGUCUUCAAAUUGCCCUACUCGACUGUAUACAAAAACUUGGGGCUUGUAAAGCCAUUAAGCAAUAAUACAUCGGUGCAAUUUCUGAGAGUAUAUUACAUAUGUAAAUACAUUUAUUUAAUGUAUUUCACAAUUUCAUGGUCUAAUAUGUAAAUUGAACAUUAUAUAAUUUAAAACUUAUAAUUUAUAAACCAACAGAGAUUUAUAAUUAUUAUCCUAGAGUUGUGUUAGUGAGUAAUGUGAGUAUAUAAAAUUGACCUAAUUUUGUAAGGACUAGGGUGCUAAGUAGGUUUAAUGGUAUUAAGCAAUUUGAAUGAAAAUAAAAUGUCUGUCAGUUGCCUAUUAUCCUGUUAGUAUUAUAUUACAGAACGUAAGUGUACAAAGUGAAAUUCCAGCAGUGCCUUUUGUAAUACAUGUUGUGAUAGUUUGGAUAUUAGAGUACAAAUUGGAUAAGUGAUAUGUAUGGUACUGACACUGACUAUCAUUAUUCGUAAUUAACAGCUUGUUUUAUGGCGCCAAGUGACUGUCAUUAUAAUAUUUGUUAUUACUGUAGAUUCUAUCGUCAACUAUAUCUUUUAAGCAUAGCGCUUGGAUAAUCUACAGGAUACGUGGUGUACCUAGGUUGGCCCAGCAUAUAUGUAAAGGCAACUCAAAUGUGUAUUCUAUCUCCAUAGUUUUUUUCUGUGUAGGGUACCUAAUUAAGGUAUAAACCGCAUUAACCGCAGACGCCACGGAGCAUUAUGGCCCAUCGACACCCUUUUUAGCCCAUUUAAACUCAAUUCAUGCAUUAUUCGUCGUUAAAUUCGCAUUUUCUUAAAUCGAAAGUACCAUAUUACUAUAGGUAUAUUAUUCACACUAUAUUAUUAUGGCACUGAGUAAUUAAACUAAACUUAUGUGCCGGCUUGUCUAGAACAGAAUUCAACUACUCCAUAUAAUAUUUAUCAUUAAAGUUAUACUAGCUAAUGUAUUGUACAGUCACUAGUUAAGAUAGAUAUUUAAUUAUUAAAUCUACCUAGUUAUGUCUAAUUCAUUCAUUUGUUUAUAUUGUGUAAUUACACUCUAAGAAUUAAUAAAGUUCGUCGUUUAUA